Hemiscyllium ocellatum (epaulette shark) is the source of this 2238-nucleotide messenger RNA. RefSeq names its product versican core protein-like. NCBI's taxonomy places the organism in Eukaryota, Metazoa, Chordata, Chondrichthyes, Orectolobiformes, Hemiscylliidae. The transcript is spliced from 13 exons. Gene Ontology annotation, molecular function: calcium ion binding; hyaluronic acid binding. Bases 1 to 1899 code for a protein of 632 amino acids. Gene Ontology annotation, biological process: cell adhesion. The record is from RefSeq and is a predicted model, not a curated record.
AUGAAGAUUAAGAGGAGUUCCUAUGUGAAAGGCUCCCUUUCUAGCUUUGUCUCUCUUCCAUGUCACUAUUCAAUGCUGGCCACACCUUCACCAUCCAACCAUUCUUUCCAGGAGUUUCCUCGGAUUAAGUGGACAAAAAUAGAGGAAGGAAAAGAUGGAAGGAUCAAGAAAGAAACCUUAAUUCUGGUGGCGCAGAAUGGUGUGAUAAAAAUUGCUGCUGACUAUGAUGGUCGAGUUGCAGUGCCCAAGCAUCCGGAGAGUCUGAGUGAUGCAACACUAACCAUUUGCCGACUGCGAGCAAGUGAUACUGGUCUUUACCGCUGUGAGGUAAUGAUUGGCAUCGAAGAUGAGCAAGACACUGUCUCAUUAGAUGUUACUGGUGUAAUAUUCCACUAUCGGGCAGCAGCAAGCAGAUAUGCACUGAACUUCGAGAUGGCCAAACAAGUAUGUCAGGAUAACAGUGCCACCAUUGCAACCCCAGAACAGCUUCAAUCCUCGUAUGAAGAUGGGUUUGAUCACUGUGAUGCUGGCUGGCUUUCUGAUCGAAGUGUCAGAUACCCAAUCACCAAACCAAGACCUGGCUGCUAUGCAGAUAAAAGGGGACAACCAGGUGUCAGGACUUAUGGAAUACGAGAUCCCAAUGAGACAUAUGAUGUUUACUGUUAUGUGGGAGACAUACAUGGGUUUGUCUUCCAUGCGUCAGCACCUGGAAAGUUGACCUUUCUUCAAGCACAGCUGGAGUGCAAGCGUAGGAAUGCACAGUUAGCAACCACCGGACAGUUACAUGCUGCAUGGAAGCAAGGUCUGGAUCGCUGUGACUACGGCUGGCUGGCAGAUGGUAGCGUACGUUACCCAGUUGUCCAUGCCAGGAGUCAGUGUGGAGGGGGUCUUGUCGGAGUGAGGACCAAGUAUCGAUUCAACAAUAGGACUGGAUUUCCAGACGCAAACUCAAAGUUUGAUGCCUAUUGUUUUCGAGGGGUUAACCCAUGUGAAGAAUUCCCCUGCCAAAAUGGAGGCAGUUGUUACCCACGAGAAACAAGUUACAUUUGUACCUGUUUGCCAGGAUUCACUGGGGAGCACUGUGAACUAGAUAUAGAUGAAUGUCAAUCCAAUCCUUGCCGUAAUGGAGCCACAUGUAUUGACGGUGCCAACUGCUUCAGUUGUAUCUGCUUACCAAGCUAUGGUGGUGCUUUGUGUGAACAAGAUACGCAGGUGUGUGAUUUUGGCUGGCACAAAUUCCAAGGACACUGCUACAAGUACUUCGGUCACCGGCGAGCUUGGGAAGAUGCAGAGAAGGAAUGUCGCCUGCAGGGUGCUCACUUGGCUAGCAUCCUCACACAUGAAGAGCAACUUUUUGUGAACCGUAUUGGCCAGGACUACCAAUGGAUUGGCCUAAAUGACAAAAUGUUUGAACAUGAUUUCCGUUGGACUGAUGGAAGCCCUCUGCAAUACGAAAAUUGGCGCCCACACCAGCCUGACAGUUUCUUUUCUACUGGAGAAGACUGUGUUGUUAUGAUCUGGCAUGAAGGUGGCCAGUGGAAUGAUGUUCCAUGUAACUACCACCUAACUUACACUUGUAAAAAAGGCACAGUUGCCUGUGGUCAACCGCCUGUUGUGAAGAAUGCCAGGAUGUUUGGGAAGUUGAAACCUCGAUAUGAAAUAAAUUCUAUGAUCAGGUACCACUGCAGUGCAGGCUUUAUCCAACGCCACUUUCCAGUCAUUAAGUGUCGAACCAAUGGAUACUGGGAUAAACCAAAAGUCGCCUGCAUAACACCUUCAACGUAUCAGCGAAACUCCCGAAGGUAUUUUCAUGGAUUGUACCGAAAAGGAAUGAAAACUUCGCAAGAACCGAUCCGACACCAUCAUCGCUGGAUCAGGAAAUUCCAUUCAGGGCACUGACUGCACCACUGAAUGCUACAAGACCCCUGUGUAUUGUAUUUCUAAGGAUGCAAGGUGGGAUCAAGCCCAGAGACUGCAUUGUGAAGCUGCUCUUUAACUCACCUGGAUACAAGCAAUCAGAAUAGCAAGUGCAAAAGGACGCUACAUGACCUUACCAAAAGCCAGUUGGUUCUUUCUGAGGUCACAAGUGCUAAUAUAUUAACUUUCUCAGAUAUGGCAGCUUUUUGCAGCCCUCACUAACCAUACUACAAUAUGGAGCUGCCUUUUUCUAAGGGUGAAUAUAAACCUACUUUUUUUGUAAAAAAAAACAAAAAAAUAAAUUAAUUUUUGUAUAUAUAA